This is a messenger RNA of Perkinsus marinus ATCC 50983, 279 nucleotides long. RefSeq lists its product as hypothetical. The transcript has 2 exons. NCBI's taxonomy places the organism in Eukaryota, Perkinsozoa, Perkinsida, Perkinsidae. The coding region runs from base 1 to 279 and encodes 92 amino acids. The record is from RefSeq and is a predicted model, not a curated record.
AUGCUUCUCGAUUGCAAGAAGAACGAGCUCGGGCCGAUGGAAGAAUAUAAGGACUGGGGAAUCAUGUCGCCUCAUAGGCUCAUUCGAGUUUGGAUGGCUUCCGAGUAUGUGGUGAAGUCUACUGCUGCGAGCACUGUAGUGGACGAGAGUUUGCGGACCAGCACUGCGAGGAGUAAAGGAGGAUCAGUAAGAGCACAGAGGAGCAGAAAGCGUCGAGAGCAGGAACAGUUGGGCGCUACGUAUUCGGCGUGGUUCUUCAUCAUCAUCACAUUGAAGUAG